GAGGGGCCCGGGGCGACUGCAGCUGCAGCCCGGGCAGAGAUGGCGCAGCGGGGCCUGGCAGCCGAGUUCUGGCAGGUGCCGGCGGUGACGCGCGCCUACACGUCCGCCUGCGUGCUCACCACGGCCGCCGUGCUGGAGCUCAUCACCCCCUUCCAGCUCUACUUCAACCCGGAGCUCAUCUUCAGGAAGUUCCAGGUCUGGAGGCUGGUCACCGCCUUCCUCUUCUUCGGGCCCCUGGGCUUCAGCUUCUUCUUCAACCUGCUCUUCCUGUACCGGUACUGCCGCAUGCUGGAGGAGGGCUCCUUCCGGGGCCGCACGGCCGACUUCGUGUACAUGUUCCUCUUCGGGGGCGCGCUCAUGACGCUCUUCGGCCUUCUGGCCAGCCUCUUCUUCCUGGGCCAGGCCUUCACCGUCAUGCUGGUGUACGUGUGGAGCCGCCGCAACCCCUCCCUGCGCAUGAACUUCUUCGGCCUCCUCAACUUGCAGGCGCCCUUCCUGCCCUGGGUGCUCCUGGCCUUCUCGCUGCUCCUGGGCAACUCGAUCCUGGUGGACCUGCUGGGGAUUGCUGUGGGCCACAUCUACUACUUCCUGGAAGACGUCUUCCCCUACCAGCCGGGGGGCAAGAAGCUCCUGCUCACCCCGGGCUUCCUGAAACUGAUCUUUGACCCCCGGGAAGAGGACCCGGACUACAACCCCCUCCCCGAGGAGCCGCGGUGACCCCUCCCUCCCCCGCCCCCUCCAAAUGACUGCAACUGGAAUAAAAUCUUGGCAGGCUCCGGAAAGACCUGGCUUCCUCCGGUGGGGGGGGGGGGGCAGGUGGGGGCUUCUCGGCUUUGCCCCGAGUCUUUCCCCGGCCUGACGAAGGAAGAAGCCACCUGGGGCCCCAGGCCCGCCUGGUCUAGGUCAGAAGUCCUGGGUUCAAGCCCAGCCGCCCCAGCUGUGCAAGGGGACCACAGUGACGCCAGAGGCCCAGGCUCAGGAGGAGACAUGAACGCCCACCUUCUCUUUAUUUAAGAAAUCUUCCCGCUGGGCCGCGGCAGCCACAGGCUACAAGCCAAUGGGCCCGGCCCAGGUCACGUGGCGCGGCCGGACGGGGCAGGUGGCCGAGGGCAGCAGCCGCUCCCGCCCGGAGGAAAGGCAAAGGGGCCCGUCUUGGGAGGCUUCCACGCGGCCCAGGGGCUCACCAGGCUGGGGCCGUGUUGGCGAGACGUCGCAUGCGCCUGGGGAGCAGAGGGGAGAGAGUGAGUGGGGGCCGCGCCCCGGCUGCCCCCCCCCAGGCCCCCCAGGGUCAGGACAGACAGAGGGCACCUGGUAUUGCGGUCCUGGUCUCUGAUCUUCUUUUCCAUUUCAGCGUCGGUCAAGGUCUCCAGGAGGGGGCACCACUGGUCGGCGUCCCCAGUAUUCCGAAUGGCAAUCUCCACCGUGGGCAGAGGGUUCUCACUGAGGGAAGGGACAGAGCAGGAGCUGGGAGGGGCACGCCCCAGGCCCGCGGCCUUGUCUCCCCAGCAGAGUCGGCUCGGGGUUCCGCUGUGGGCUGGGCUUCAAAGGGUGCUCUCUGCCCGGGAGCCUAAUCACUUGUCUCGCCCCCCCCCCCCCUUCCGGGAGGAUUCUGCGGCUCCACCGUCAUCCCCCACCCCCGCCCCGAACUACUUCUUCUGUAGCUGUUCUGUUGCCGUGUCCCUGCUCCCAGCCCUGGGCCCUCGCGCAGUCCUUGGCCUCUGCCAGCUCACGCCCUCCGUCUCCAAUGGGCCCAAAGACACCGCGGGGCACCGAGGUGAGCAGCGUCGCUCUCUUCGGGCCUCCCAGUGCAGUGGCAGGGCAAGGUCAGGACAACCACGCGGAGCCUUUGUCGUCUUUGACCUCUGUCCACGGUCUGGCGCUCCACCCCCCUUCCUGGUCUGAGGUCUACUGAGCAGACCGGCCUGGCUGCUGGACAUGCACAGCUGGGUGGCCCGUGGACCCCAAAGCUUAAUAAAUCCGUAUUAAUAGAGAA
This is a messenger RNA of Monodelphis domestica (gray short-tailed opossum), 1993 nucleotides long. It is a transcript of the gene DERL3, whose product is annotated as derlin 3. The record is from RefSeq and is a predicted model, not a curated record. NCBI's taxonomy places the organism in Eukaryota, Metazoa, Chordata, Mammalia, Didelphimorphia, Didelphidae.